Silurus meridionalis is the source of this 2252-nucleotide messenger RNA. RefSeq names its product protein kinase, cAMP-dependent, regulatory, type I, alpha (tissue specific extinguisher 1) b (gene prkar1ab). Gene Ontology annotation, cellular component: cAMP-dependent protein kinase complex. The record is from RefSeq and is a predicted model, not a curated record. Gene Ontology annotation, biological process: regulation of protein phosphorylation. The coding region runs from base 137 to 1267 and encodes 376 amino acids. The transcript is spliced from 11 exons. NCBI's taxonomy places the organism in Eukaryota, Metazoa, Chordata, Actinopteri, Siluriformes, Siluridae. Gene Ontology annotation, molecular function: cAMP-dependent protein kinase regulator activity.
UACGUCAUAGAGGCCAAUUGACGUCAAUGGCAGUAGUGGAUUGGUUUCCGGUGGAGCAGUGAACGCGUUGAGGAGAAGCGAGUAAUAUCACGCAAAACUCGCAGAUUUUUGCCCCUGAAUACAGAGACGGGUCAGAAUGGCUUCAAGCAGCGACGAGGAGAGGAGUCUGCGUGAGUGCGAGCUCUACGUGCAGAAGCACAACAUCCAGCAGCUGCUGAAAGACUGCAUAGUGCAGCUGUGCACAGUGCGUCCUGAGAGGCCCAUGACUUUCCUCCGAGAGCACUUCGAGAGACUUGAAAAGGAGGAGGCUAAGCAGUUGACGAACCAACAGAAGGCAAGCUCACGCUCAGACUCUCGUGAGGAUGAGGUUUCGCCUCCUAUGAACCCGGUGGUAAAGGGCCGUAGGAGAAGAGGGGCCAUCAGUGCUGAGGUCUACACCGAGGAGGACGCUGCCUCUUACGUGAGAAAGGUUAUUCCUAAAGACUACAAGACCAUGGCAGCACUUGCCAAAGCUAUUGAGAAGAAUGUGCUUUUCUCACAUUUGGAUGACAAUGAGAGAAGUGAUAUAUUUGAUGCCAUGUUUCCAGUCACGUACAUUGCUGGAGAGACUGUUAUUCUGCAGGGUGAUGAAGGUGACAACUUCUACGUAAUCGACAUGGGUGAAAUGGACGUUUACGUGAACAACGAGUGGGCAACCAGCAUCGGCGAAGGUGGCAGUUUCGGCGAGUUGGCGCUGAUCUAUGGUACUCCCCGAGCGGCCACCGUCCAAGCUAAGACCAACGUCAAACUGUGGGGCAUCGACAGAGACAGCUACAGGAGAAUACUGAUGGGAAGUACUCUGAGAAAGCGAAAGAUGUACGAGGAGUUCCUUAGUAAAGUAUCCAUUCUCGAGUCACUAGAUAAAUGGGAGCGUCUGACUGUGGCUGACGCUCUGGAGCCAGUACAGUUUGAGGACAGCCAGAAAAUUGUAGUCCAAGGAGAACCAGGCGAUGAGUUCUUCAUUAUACUGGAGGGAUGUGCCGCUGUACUGCAGAGGCGCUCUGAGAACGAGGAGUUUGUCGAAGUAGGUCGUUUGGGACCUUCAGACUACUUCGGUGAGAUCGCACUGUUAAUGAAUCGACCACGCGCUGCCACCGUGGUGGCCCGCGGCCCCCUGAAAUGCGUCAAGCUGGACCGGCCACGUUUCGAACGAGUUCUCGGGCCCUGCUCAGACAUCCUCAAACGCAACAUCCAGCAGUACAACAGCUUUGUCUCACUGUCUGUCUGAACACAAAGAAAACUCUUUAAUAGCACGGUUUUCCCGUCAUGCAUUUGGCUUCUUUUUCCUUUUCUUUUUUUUUCCUUUUCUUUUUUUUUUUUAACUCUUCAUUCAUCGCUCGCCGAUUAACAUUAUCUGCGCACGAACAAAAAAUAAACGGUGUACUUUCUCGCCAUCCACAGCAGACAAUCAGUAAAUCCACCGCCUUUCCCCGGCAUUGUUUUUUAAAUCGAACGAAGGGGUGAGAUUAUAUAUAUUUUUUAAAAGAGUAUAUUGGACUGUUUUUUUUUUUUUUCUUCUUUUCUUUGCUGUAGUAGUUUUCUAAGAAUAGAUGAGGAUAACCGAAUUAGGAGUUACUUGGUGAGAAUUUUUCCCUGACACAUUCAUCCAGAGGAACUGUGCGCAUGCUUUUUUUAAUGCUAAUACUCUGUCUUGCCCUUACUGAAGUUUCUUAAAGAUAUGCACAUGUAAUAUGUCCUUUAUAUUGUCCCUGAUGUGAAGGAAUCAAGAAAUAUCUAUCUAUCUAUCUAUCUAUCUAUCUAUAUAUAUAUAUAUAUAUAUAUAUAUAUAUAUAUAUAUAUAUAUAUAUAUAUAUAUAUAUAAUGGAACACCUCUAUCUAUAACGUCUCAUCAAUGCAGCAGCAACAACAACACAAAAUCAUGCAGCUCAAACGUUUUAGUUAACGCGGAAAAAGUGAUUCUAGCCAUCGCAGGGACGUUUUUGUCGCAUUUCUACUGGUGUGGUGCGGACAAAAUAACAUCCCACAUGUGGAGGCUCUCCUACAGGCCGAAAACACCGUAUGCAUGAGAGAGAGCAGAAGACAUCGUCCAGAAACAUCCAAAAUUAGUUUGGAGCUGCCAGGAAUUCGCUAGCAACUCAAACAAGAACUGAACAGAAAAGCAUUUUAUUUAUUUUUUGUUCAUUAUUAUUUUCCCACUGGAUCUGUUAUAUGUUGCGUGUAAAACUUCAAAAAAUAUAAUUUUCUGAAAUACA